GAGGAGCAGCGCGCCAGAUCGAUGAAGUCAUGGAUCAUGGAUUCUGAGGAGAUCGGACGCGCAACACGAUAGCAAUCGGGAAUUGGGCACGCCGGGAGAAAGCUCAUCGUACAGUUGAGUCCCUCAGACUCCGCAAUGAUGGCUUUCACUUGGAGUGACAAUGUGUGACAUCACAUCGACGGAAGCUCAUCAAUCCGGGGAUCGGAAUGGGGGGGGCGAUCCGGCGAUGUCAUGGACCACGCGCGUAUAAGAAGCGUACCUGGACCGCUUUAGUUGGCUGAAUUGGAAGUUCUGCAGACCCAAGCUUAUCAUCGGCCUCUCGUUUCACACAGUCGGCUGCUCCUUCCGGUCACUAGCUUCGAGGUUGCACACAUGGCUGCCAAGGCGGCUCUCCAGGUUGCGGGCCUGCUUGCUCUGGUGAGCAACGUCCGCGCCGUGCCCGUGGUUUCGGAGCCCACGACCACGGUCUACUCGGAACCCACGAACCUUCCGUCACCGUACGCGAUUUCGCACCACAAUGUAACGUCGCAUGGCCCGUACACCGGACCGCCGGCAACCACGACCGGUGCCCUUUCCACCAGCGUCAUCGCGCCUUCCGUUGCCGCGGGGCCGCCUCCGCCGCAGAUUGUUGCCUAUCCCGCGGACGGAAAGCUGCACGGCGACCAGCCGAUGCCCUUCACGCCCAGCGGCGGCAUCGGCACCAACGGCUCCGAGCCAGUCUACAAAGUGGCUAGCGAUUUCGACUACCAGUCGCUAGCACUUGCGCUCUAUCACGAAUGGAUCGAGCUCGACCUCUUCCACUGGGGCCUCGCCACCUUCUCGGACGAGGAAUGGGAGGCCUACGGCAUCAACGCCGAGGACCGCUUCCUCCUGCAACACAUGGCUGACCAGGAGAUCGGCCACGCGUCCGUUCUCGCCAAUAUGCUCGGCCCAAGCGCGCCCAAGCAGUGCACUUACAACUAUCCGGUCUCGAAUGUCGCCGAGUUCAUCGACUUCAACCAGAAGCUCACGCGCUGGGCCGAGGCCGGCGUCUACGGCUUCCUGAGCCACCUCAACUCUGGCCCUGCGGCCAGCAUGCUCCUGCAGAGCAUCACCAUUGAAGCUCGCCAGCAGCUCAUCUUCCGCCAGUUCGGUGGCCAGUUCCCCAUGCCCGAAUGGCACACUCCAGGCAUUCCCCAGAGCUGGGCCUGGACUCUGCUGGCCCCGUACAUCAGUUCAUGCCCCUACAACCAGACCCGGCUCGUCUGGCAGAACUUCCCGGCACUGCACAUCCUGAACCAGCCCAAUGCCGCACGCAUCAACGGCUCCGCCGUCUGGAACGAGACCACCGGCGGCUACGCCAACACCCUGUCCACCAAGGGCAUUCCGCGAAACGAGCUGUGCGCCAAUGCGACGGACGAGACCCUGGACUGCCGAGCCGCCAUCUCCCAGAACCGCAGCAUGCCGCUGUCCUACCCGGGCAGGCAGGUCUUCCUACAGUGGGAUGAGCCCGGCAAGCUGGUCGGUCCCAACAACAGCUACGUCACCACGACCAACGUUAAGGAGCCCAAGUUCGCCGCCUGGCUCAGCCAGCUGAACGUCACCUACACGGCGCUGCAGGACAUCAACCUGGACAACCGCACCGCGUACACCAUUCAGCCCAACGUCUCGACCUGGAAGAAUGAUCCGGCCGUCAAUGGCACCAUGUUCAUUGCGCUGACUGACACGGAUCUGUUUGUCACGCCGUACAAUGUCACCAUGAUCAACCCGCACGUUGCCGCUCUGGCUAUGUACCAGGCUGGCUGAGCUCUUUUCGCAUGUUUAAUCUCAUGUAAACAAAAGGGGGUGGUUUUGGAAGAGUUGGAAGGUGUGAGGAUGGGACGAUGUGAUGUGUAUGAAACUGGAAGUACUAGUAAUUGUUAUUCAUUUUUCCUUGCCUCUGCCUAUCACAGACUGCUGUACGAGUGUUCCUCCGUGACUCAAGGCCGAGUUAGCAGGCUUUAAUGUGUACGCAACUGCUAGUACGUCGCGAGGUUCGCUCAUCUCAACCCUACUUCCCCUCAUCCACACAAGUUACUAAAUGCCACAACACCGUUAUAGACCAAUCCUGCCACUGAUGAUCAUCCC
Molecule: messenger RNA, 2106 nt
Organism: Chaetomium strumarium
Lineage: Eukaryota; Fungi; Ascomycota; Sordariomycetes; Sordariales; Chaetomiaceae
Exons: 1
Coding region: 373-1785 (470 amino acids)
Source: RefSeq, a predicted model, not a curated record